This is a messenger RNA of Glycine soja, 1726 nucleotides long. Its product is annotated as protein WHAT'S THIS FACTOR 1 homolog, chloroplastic. The record is from RefSeq and is a predicted model, not a curated record. Gene Ontology annotation, molecular function: RNA binding. Bases 278 to 1570 code for a protein of 430 amino acids. Lineage: Eukaryota; Viridiplantae; Streptophyta; Magnoliopsida; Fabales; Fabaceae. The transcript has a single exon.
AACAAUACAUUUCACUCGAAUGCUCUGGACAAGGUGGCCUCCCCGCAGGAGGAAACCUAUCCAGAAUACAUUAAUACAUAAACUCAAAGAAAAUUGUCACACAAAACAAAGUAAAUAUGGAGGUGUGAAUACUGAAUAGUAAAGCCCAUACUCCGAACCUGCCAAGGCCCAACCAUGUCAGUGCUGGGCUCACUUCACUUGUCAGAAACAUAUGGCCUUCUUCAAACCUUGACAAAUGAGAUGGAGAACUAGGUUGAAUUAGUGAUUAGUGACGGUGAUGGGUAAUUGGUGGUUAGGAAGAACAACAAGGGUUGGUUACAGUUACCGUAGUGAGUUUCUGAUCCGAUGGAUGACGAGCAGCAAGAGGGUCCAAGACAGGAGCAAGAAGAAGAGGGUUCACGACCUCGAAGUCACAACCGAGAAAUGGAAAAUAGCCUCCAAAAUCAUCUACUUAAUGGAGCUUCUCAAGCAAGAGCCCGAAAUGGUCAUUCCCGUUCGCUCCCUGGAGCACCACCGCAGACAAAUCAACCUCCCCAAGCCCCACCGUGUCUCCGAUUUCCUCCGCAAAACGCCCAACCUCUUCGAACUCUACAAGGACCAAAAGGGGGUGCUAUGGUGCGGCAUGACCUCAAAAGCCGAAAACUUGAUGGAACAACAGCAAAGGGUCAUCGAAGAACAUGCCGACAAAGUCGCCGAACACGUCACGAGGUUUCUCAUGAUGUCGCUGGAUAAAAGGCUUCCCUUGGAGAAGAUUGCUCAUUUCAGAAGAGAUUUUGGGUUGCCGUUGGAUUUUAGAGUCCAUUGGGUGCAUAUGUAUCCUCAGCAUUUUAGGGUGGUGAAAGCACUUGAUGGGGUUGAGUUUUUGGAGCUUGUGUCUUGGAACCCUGAUUGGGCAAUCACUGAGUUAGAGAAAAAGGUGGUGACAGAGAAAACUGCAACUACCAAUACCCCAGGGAUGCUUUCAAUUCCAUUUCCUUUGAAGUUCCCUGCGAAUUAUAAGAGGGUGUAUCGUUACUAUGGUGAAAAGAUUCAGCAUUUUCAGGAGAUGUCUUAUUUGUCUCCCUAUGCUGAUGCUCGUGGACUUAAGGCUGGAUCAUUGGAGUUUGAUAAAAGGGCUGUUGCUGUUAUGCAUGAACUGCUUAGUUUCACCAUUGAGAAGAGGUUGGUGACUGAUCACCUCACACACUUUCGUUGGGAGCUGGUGAUGCCCCAGAAGCUGAUGAGGCUUCUGCUCAAGCAUUGUGGGAUCUUCUAUGUGUCAGAGAGGGGGAAGAGGUUUAGUGUGUUCUUGACUGAGGCUUAUGAGGGUUCUGAGCUGAUUGAGAAAUGCCCCUUGGUGCUGUGGAAGGAGAAGGUUUUGGGGCUUGUGGGGUAUAGAGGGAGGAAGAAGAAGUUUGAGGUAUGCAGUGAUGAUGGAUCUGAUGUGGAGGAUCAUGAUGGUUUGGUUUGUGAUCAGAGGGAUUCUGAAGUGGGGGACUUGCAUGUGCAGAUUGAGCCUCGGGGUACCUUGGAUUAUGAGGAUCCUUUACUUGGGGAUGAUUCUGAGAUGGAUGUUGGAGAGAUUACAUGAAGAUAUGGAAAUUGUUUGAAAGUUGUUGAGGCCGGAGUUGUAUUUCUGUUUUACCAUAUAUAUGAUUGAUUCAAUUUAAACUUCAAAGUUCUCAGGAACAUGCAAUUGUAUAAAUUGAUGCAAAUCAAAUUUUGAGGAUUGCAUUUUACUUUCAUA